GAUGGCCGAGGCCGGCCCCUUGCCAAACUGUAGCAGGUGCUAAAAUAAGAAGAGGAAUCGCGCAUUGACGCCGAGAGAUUGAGGCGAAUGAGGUGUGAGUGAGAUUUUGGUUACAGCUACGAGAGGCCGAGGAAGGGAGGGAGGGAGGAGGAGGAGGCCGACGGAAGGAGGAGGGCACGAAAGAAGGGAGGCGCGGGACAGGGAGAAGGCGAAGCAGAGGGCGAAAGAGGUAGAGGAGGAGGAGGAGGAGGAGGUAGAAUACUUCCAGACGGACCGAAGAAAGUGCUUUGCGCUUGCUUUGCAGCAUGAAUGAAUGAGCUUCUCCACAGCGAUGGCGGACUCCUUGUCCGCCUGCUUGUCGCCCUGGUCCCAGUAUUCGUCCGACCCGGCCCUCGCUGCUCCCACCGUGCCCCUCGUUCCUGGGUGCAGGAGUCGCAGUAACUCGUUGGAAGUAGAAAAGUGGUUAGCACCUGUUCCUGUGACAAUUGUUACCAAAGCAUCACAAUUACCACCAGCUUUCCUUCAUCCUGAUGAAAAAAACCCACUGAUUGUCGGAUUCGAUUGUGAGGGUGUAAAUCUAGCCCGGUAUGGCCGCCUCUGCAUCAUGCAGCUGGCUUUCGAAGAUGCGGUAUACCUUGUGGAUGCUGUUGAGGGCGGCUACGAGCUGAUGCAAGCUUGCAAGCCUGCUCUUGAGUCCAUACACAUCACAAAAGUGGUGCAUGAUUGCAAACGCGACAGUGAGGCAUUGUUUUUCCAGUACGACAUCAAGCUGCACAAUGUCUUUGACACUCAGAUUGCAUACACCCUUCUUGAAGAGCAGCAGGGGAAGAAGUGGGUGCCCGAUGAUUACAUCUCAUUCGUGGAUCUACUUUCCGACGAACGCUAUUGUGGUGUGGUGUAUGACGAGAAAGAAGAAGUUCGAAGCCUUUUGAAGAAGGAUCCGCAAUUCUGGACCCACAGACCCUGGACUGAAAUGAUGACGCGUGUUGCAGCUGACGACGUUCGAUUUCUUCUUUGCAUCCACCACAAGAUGAUAACACAGUUGCAAAAGUAUUCAAUGUGGCAGCUCAAUGUUAGGGGAGCUUUGUACUGCAGGUGCUUUUGUGCUACAGGUGAUGGUUUUGUGGGCUGGCCUUCACCUCCUCCUCUGUCAGACUUUCUUAGAGAAGGCGAAGGGAGAUCUCCUGAGGAGGAAGUUUUGGCGGUGGUCGAUGUCAUACCCGGAAAGAUGGGUCGUAUCAUCGGCAAGAAAGGAUCCUCAAUCCUUUCUAUCAAACAGUCUUGCAGGGCUGAUAUUUUUGUCGGUGGCGCGAAAGGUCCCCCUGACAAGGUGUUCGUUAUUGGAGCUGUGAAAGAAGUGAGGAAGGCCGAGGCUAUACUUAGAGGGAGAAUGUUGUGAUUGGCUUCCGCGUGAAAUGAGUGAUACAGGUAGCCGCAGCAUCGACCUAGGUUUUCCUCCACAGCCGUGUCUUUUUCCCUAAUAUCUCCCUUUCUUUAAUCAGUUGGACGGGCCAAGUUUGGUAAGUGGAAAGAAGGAUUUGAACAGAGUGAUGUUUUCUAUAUCAAGUCUUCGAACGUAGCUGUCCAUGUAGACGUGACCCACAAAAGUACAGUAACAUGUUACUGCAUUGGAUGGUAAACAUAUGUCGGUAAGCACCUAUGAGUGGACACGGCACUUGAUAUCCUACUAUACUUGAUGAGCUUCAGUUUCCCUCGUGUCUAGAUAGCCAUAUGCACACAGCUGCAGCGGUUGUCACUCAUGUCCAUAGAACUCAUUCAACUCCUGUGAUUAUAUUGUGGAUUUUGAUAUUUACAUCUUUGAGUAAAAUUUGUCAACUCAGCUAGCUGGGAAAAUUGAAUCAAUCGUGGGUGACCUCCAGCUUUGAGUAUAUGCAAGUGCAGAAGAUGAAUUCACUCUAUCGAGAAUCGGAGAGAAGGCAUGUCUUUUGAAGGACCAGAAAGAUGGGGUUGCCAUGACCAUUUGAAGCUUAGUUAAAAGUUAUCUACGGACAGAUAUU
Molecule: messenger RNA, 2018 nt
Organism: Marchantia polymorpha subsp. ruderalis
Lineage: Eukaryota; Viridiplantae; Streptophyta; Marchantiopsida; Marchantiales; Marchantiaceae
Source: the annotation of a GenBank genome assembly